Molecule: messenger RNA, 663 nt
Organism: Megalops cyprinoides (Indo-Pacific tarpon)
Lineage: Eukaryota; Metazoa; Chordata; Actinopteri; Elopiformes; Megalopidae
Product: beta-crystallin B1-like
Exons: 5
Coding region: 1-663 (220 amino acids)
Biological process (GO): visual perception; lens development in camera-type eye
Molecular function (GO): structural constituent of eye lens
Source: RefSeq, a predicted model, not a curated record
AUGUCUUCCAGUGGAGAAAAGUCCUCUAAGGCCCCUUCCCAGACCGAUGGGAAGACCACUCAGAAGAAGUCUGAGAUGGGCAUGAUGGCUUACAAGAUGUGCGUGUUCGACCAGGAGAACUUCCAGGGCAGGUGUAUAGAGAUCAGCGCGGAGUGCAUGAACGUGUGUGACAUGGGCAUGGACAAGGUGCGCUCUCUGCGUGUGGACUGCGGCCCUUUUGUGGGUUUUGAGCAGAUGAACUUCUGUGGUGAGAUGUACAUCCUGGAGAAGGGAGAGUACCCCCGCUGGGACUCCUGGAGCAACUGCAACAGGAACGACUACCUCUUGUCCUUCAGGCCCGUCAGAAUGGACCCCGAGAAGCACAAGAUCUGCCUGUAUGAGGUUGGAGAGUUCAAGGGCCGUAAGAUGGAGAUCAUGGACGACGACGUGCCCAGCCUGUUCUCCUACGGCUUCACCGACAGAGUGGGCAGCAUUAUCGUGAGCUGCGGAACGUGGGUGGGGUACCAGUAUACCGGUUACCGUGGCAGCCAGUACCUGCUGGAGAAGGGCGAGUACAGGCACUUCAACGAGUAUGGCGCUCGCCACCCCAUGAUCCAGUCCAUGAGGCGCAUCCGUGACAUGCAGUGGCACCCACACGGCUGCUACACCAUGGCCACCAAGUGA